Messenger RNA from Thalassophryne amazonica, 958 nucleotides. RefSeq names its product diablo homolog, mitochondrial-like. The transcript has 6 exons. Gene Ontology annotation, biological process: intrinsic apoptotic signaling pathway in response to oxidative stress; neuron apoptotic process. Bases 1 to 780 code for a protein of 259 amino acids. The record is from RefSeq and is a predicted model, not a curated record. NCBI's taxonomy places the organism in Eukaryota, Metazoa, Chordata, Actinopteri, Batrachoidiformes, Batrachoididae. Gene Ontology annotation, cellular component: mitochondrion.
AUGCAAGCUGUUAAUCAGUGUGCGGUGUGUGCCAGUCGUACAACCGGAGCUGCUUUCCUGAGGAAGUACCCGUUCAGGAGUCAGGCAGCCUGCAUGAGUUUGCUAAGGAGUUCUGAGAAUGUUAAGCUGAGCAGUAGAAAACCUGCAGAUGGGAGGUUGAGUACCUGGAUGUCCACUGUGCACAUAAGCAGAGCAUCAUUAAGUGUCAGCCAUCCGCUCAGUGCUGUUGCUUUUACAGAGCAAGUGGAAAACCUGUCUCAUGACUCCUUGAUAAGGAGAGCAGCCUCACUGGUUACAGACAGUUCCAGCACAUUUCUCUCCCAGACCACUUUGGCUUUCAUAGAUGUCCUGACAGAGUAUUCAAAGGCUGUGCACACACUUGUUGCUCUGCAAAGGCGUUAUUUGGCCUCACUGGGAAAGCUCACCCCAGCAGAGGAGGACUCUAUCUGGCAGGUGAUCAUUGGACAGCGUGAAGAGGUUAGCAACAGACUCGACAGAUGCAACCGUUUUGAGUCAACGUGGGUCAAUAGUGUCAAGCUUUGCAAAAUGGCAGCUGAAGCAGCAAACACAUCGGGAGCACAGCAGGCGUCCAUCGCAGUGAAGACAAACAUUCAGGUGGCUCAGUCCCAAGUGGAGGAGGCCCAGAAACUCUCAGUGGAUGCAGAUCAGAAGCUGGCUGAAACUAAAGUUGAAGAGAUCCAAAGGAUGGCAAAAUAUGUUGCAUUUCUUGGGAAAAAUGAGGAGUAUGAAAUCAAUGAAGCUUAUUUACGUGAAGAUUAAGAGAACUCUUGAAAGACAAAAAUGUGUGACAACGUGUUGUGAUGGGGCCAGUUUAUGGGCAUACGUGCAUUUCUUGAUGGACACAACUGACCUGAGAAUUUUUAAAAUUGUCACUUGAGAAUUUAUGAUCAACAGAUUCUGAUUUCAGAUAAAAGUUCUACCAUUUAUUAUUAAUAUU